ACCUAGAUACAGGCCAGGCAUUGCUGGGGCAGGUUUCUUAUGUACCAGGAUCAUGGAGAGGGUGCAAUUAGCCAUGAAGCUGAGUCAAAAGAAACAAAGAAACAAGCACACUGGGAGAGUAGGAAGCCAAAGCAGGAAGACAGCAGUGUGCUCACGCCGCCGAGGCUCCCGGAGCCGGGUAUAAAUGCUGCUCGGGGAGGAGGCUGCACACAUCACCCCCUCCUCCCAGCCACAGCCACCUCAGCCACCAUGUGCCUCACCAGCUGCUCCUCGGGCUGCCAGCCGGCCAGCUGCGUGCCUGUGAGCUGCAAGCCUGUGCUGUGCGUGGUGCCCUCCUGCCAGACCUCGGGGAGCUGCCAGCCCUCCUGCCAGUCCUCCGUGUGUGUCCCCGUGAGCUGCAGGCCUGUCCUGUGCGUGGUGCCCUCCUGCCAGUCCUCGGGGAGCUGCCAGCCCCCCUGCCAGUCUUCCCUGUGUGUCCCCGUGAGCUGCGGGCCCUCGGUGAGCCUGGCCCCCUCCUGCCAGUCCUCGGGGUGCCCCACGCUCCUCUGCAACCCCGUCUCGUGCGGCACCUCCUCCUGCUGCACCUCCUCGUGCUGAUGACCUCCGUCGCCGGGCCAGGUGGCCGGGACAGCUACACAGACUUGCGCGGCCCACGUUCAGCAUUGCGGCCGCCGGGAGGCCCGCUGAGCUGAGACGCUGCUCUAGGAUCCAGCUCUCGGGUCCAGAGCGUCUCCUCCCUGUCCAU
This is a messenger RNA of Fukomys damarensis (Damara mole-rat), 745 nucleotides long. RefSeq names its product keratin-associated protein 12-2-like. Lineage: Eukaryota; Metazoa; Chordata; Mammalia; Rodentia; Bathyergidae. The record is from RefSeq and is a predicted model, not a curated record. The coding region runs from base 40 to 597 and encodes 185 amino acids. The transcript has a single exon.